AACAAAGGAACAACAAUCACUAGGGGCAGGAAGGAAACUGUGCCACCCUUCCAGGUCCGAGAGAGAGAGAGUGAAAAACUAAAGGGAGGAAUCAGGGGCCUUUCAUUGGAGCUGGGAACCAGAGAGUAGCAAAUAACAAAGAUCAGGUUGCAUGUUUCAACAAAAGGCACAGAGCCACCUGAAGGAGAGAAAGGCAGUCCUGCACCUGAGGAUAAUGUGGCGCUCUUCCUGAAGGGUUGUUUGGAGUUAGAUUUGAAGAGCUCUCAGCUAUUCGAUCUUGGAAAUCUACAAGAUACCUCUGCACGCUCUAACAAGUUUUAAUCAACAUCUAUUGCUUGGGCCGAGCAGCCAAAAGCAGCACCACAUACAACGGGCCCACCCUGGACCUGCACAAAUUUGAGGGAUUACUGUCACAGAUGAGAAAGGAAACAGAGGAGUGGGACAGCCCAAAGCGAAGCAUCAGGGACAGUGGUUACAUAGACUGCUGGGAGUCUGAGCGCAGUGACUCUCUCUCCCCGAUGAGGCACACGCGAGACGACUCAUUCGACAGUCUGGACUCCAUCGGCUCGUGUUCCCAUCCAACCCCCUCGCCUGAUGGCCUGCUUGCCCACGGCUACAAUGACCGUGGCAGCGACUCGGAGUGCGACACCCCCCAGAGGAAGAUGCCAGAUGUGUGCAAGGAUGACAUGCUGGUCCGGCGAACUUCCUACAGUGAACCCCGGACUGCCAUACCUUUCAACCAGUAUCUACCCAACAAGAGUAACCAGAGCUCAUACAUACCUGCACCAGUGCGGCCUCGCACAGACAGAGAUGACAGCUGCAAAAGUUGGAGUAAUGCAACAUCACCUGUUGAAGAAGAGAGACCUUUCAGAUUUAGCCGCUCAACUAGUGUGUUUGAUGAUCCAGAGAGUGUGAGCAUGAUAGACAUGAGAAGUGAUGAAGACUGUGUGUUGCCAUCCCAUAGUCAAGUUCGACAUGAGCUCCUGCACAACCAGUACAACAAGCUGAAAGAAGAAGAAAACCACUGGCAGGAUGACUUGGCCAAAUGGAAGAGCCGCAGAAGGAGUGUGUCUCAAGAUUUAAUCAAGAAAGAAGAAGAGAGAAAAAUGAUGGAGAAACUGUUGGGUGGAGAUGGAGGAUCACAGAGAAGGAAAAGUAUCAAGACAUACAGAGAAAUAGUGGAAGAGAAGGAACGUCGUGAACAGGAGCUGCAUGAAGCAUACUGGAAAGCCCGCACACCAGAGGAAGCAGUUUCUGUGCUGCAGCGUUAUGCCCAGCGUUUCACCAUCAGUGAGGCUGUUAUUGAGCGCCUCAAACUCCCCAAGCUGCUGGAGAGGAGUGCAUCGGCUGACCCUACUCGUCACUCCUCCCUCUCAGUCUCCCCAGACAUCCCCUUGUCUUUGUGUGCUUCCUCAAACCCACUGCAGUACCUGAGGCAACAGUCACUUCCUUUGGCCAAAUUUACAUCCACAGUUGAAGCACAGGUGACGGGAUACAGCGCAGCGAAUGAUUUUGUGGGAGAUGUGACAGCGCCCUCACUGGGUCCGAAAACUUACAGCAGUGCUGCUGCUGAAAUGAGAACAGCUAAGGUUGAAGUUGGGACAGUCCCACAGGUUGGUGAUGUCACUAUAUCCCCAGAAGUGUUGGAGCUAAAAGCUGAAAAGACAGAUCAAGAGCAGACAGAUGAGAUGUAUAUGAGUGAAUCUCAACAAAACAUGAUUCAGUUUGACAGCUUUGCUGUGCAGGUUGAUAAACUAGCAACUGAGAUGCCACAGAAAUCAACAAAUCAGUCAGAGCCAUCCAACCUAGAAUCAUACAGAACCAAACUGGAUAUGCCAGAAAAAAAUGGAAAUGUCCCUCCCCCAGUGCUGAAUCUGGUGAAGCGGGGUGAACACUUUUCUUGGGACCCUGAGGAAGAGCGCAAGCGUCAGGAGAGGUGGCAACAAGAGCAGGAACGCAUGCUACAGGAGAAAUAUCAGCAUGAACAGGAGAAGUUAAAGCAGGAAUGGGAGCAAGCACAGAAGGAAGUGGAAGAGGAAGAAAGACGGUACCAUGAGGAGGAGAGGAAGAUUCUGGAAGAGACCCUGACUCCACUGAUGCCUCACUCAACGACUGUACCAUCAGCCCUUUCCAAAACCCACAGCACUUUACAGUCCCAGACUGAGGUGGAAAACAAAGAGGGGCCAGAGGAGAAGCAAAAGAGCUCUGGGAAUUAUAGACAUAAGGAAAAUGAAAAUAAUGAAGCAACCCAAAGAAAGAGUUUACAGAUGACAGUAAGUUCUCCCAUGCAAGGUUGUGCUUCAGUGGGUCAGAAAAGACAUGGAGACCAGAGCCAAGAAAAGCAGCCUACAAUACAGCCUAGUCAGGAUAUGCCACUGGAUAACAUACAGAUAACCAAGAAGAAUGAGUCUUGGAAAAAGAAUACAUUUCAACCAAAAUCUGGUGGACGCAGGAGGUCUGACUCUAUAGAGAACAUUGGGCCAAAUUCAUCAGCAUCACCUUCAUUCACAGAUACACAGCCACCUCCAUCACCAAACAGGUCUGUCAGUGGGAAGAAACUGUGCUCAAGUUGUGGUCAUCCACUUGGCAAAGGUGCCGCCAUGAUUAUAGAGACUCUCAGCCUUUACUUCCACAUCCAGUGCUUUAAGUGUGGAAUUUGUAAGGGCCAGCUGGGUGACACCAGCACAGGAACAGAUGUGAGGAUCAGAAACGGUCUACUCAACUGCCAUCAAUGCUACAUCCGCUCCCGCUCUGCUGGUCAGCCCACAACCUUGUGAGCAAAAGAAAACUUCCCGUAACAUUGUCACCCCCAGUCCUCACAAUGCACAUGUGAAUAGAAGCAUAUUUAACAUGCAGCCACUGCAACAUCUUCAAGUCGAGUUUUCUUUUGCAACACAAAUAAGCAUGUGACUGAAGUAAAAAAUUGCUUUCUGAUUCAACUGACUGUAUAACUGAUAAAUAAAUAUGUGUGUACACUAAAAAUAUUUUUCAGAAAUUACAUACUCUUCCAUGACAAACAACCAGUUUAAGUCAUCUAUAGUUUAAAAAAAAUGAAUAAAGAAUCUGAGCUGAAUUUCUGGGUGUAUAUGAAACAAAAUUUUCUCAGUGUUUGAAUUUUUUUGUUGUUUUGUUUUUGUUUUGUAAUGGAAAGCAUUCAGCUUUCUCUGUAUCUUAGUAUAUAUAGAUAUAUAUGUAUAAAUCUCAAUUUAAAAAAAAAUACCCUUAUGCCUGGUUUUGUAGUCUAAGGUCACACAUAAGUAUGUAUGUUUGUUUUUUUUGUUUUGUUUUUUUUUAAUAAUUACCUUUAAUUAUCUUUAAUUAUUGGAAUGCAGUUCCUCUAAUAUCCCAUGAUCAUUGUAUUUCCUAUCUAAAGGAAAGUGUGUAUUUACACAUAAAAAGUACAUUUGAUCUGAAAUAAAGACAGCCAAAUUCA
Puntigrus tetrazona (Sumatra barb) is the source of this 3433-nucleotide messenger RNA. RefSeq names its product LIM and calponin homology domains-containing protein 1-like. Gene Ontology annotation, cellular component: stress fiber. The record is from RefSeq and is a predicted model, not a curated record. NCBI's taxonomy places the organism in Eukaryota, Metazoa, Chordata, Actinopteri, Cypriniformes, Cyprinidae. Gene Ontology annotation, molecular function: myosin II head/neck binding. Gene Ontology annotation, biological process: positive regulation of stress fiber assembly; regulation of focal adhesion assembly.